Molecule: messenger RNA, 5412 nt
Organism: Phyllostomus discolor (pale spear-nosed bat)
Lineage: Eukaryota; Metazoa; Chordata; Mammalia; Chiroptera; Phyllostomidae
Gene: ERCC6
Product: ERCC excision repair 6, chromatin remodeling factor
Biological process (GO): transcription-coupled nucleotide-excision repair
Cellular component (GO): nucleus
Molecular function (GO): ATP-dependent chromatin remodeler activity; ATP binding
Source: RefSeq, a predicted model, not a curated record
UCUCUCCGAAACGUGUCUUUUAAUGGUGGUAACCGCCUUACUACACAGGCAUUUCUCCAGGAGAUAAGCGCUGAUAAGGUACACAGGUAGUCACAAGCCAAGUCUUCAAUCACAUCCGGGUCAAAGCUGGAAAGGCGGAGCUGCACCCUGCUCUCAAGCCCCGUGAUCUUGCCGGCUUUCCGGAUCCUCUUCGGGGCUGGAGGCGGGAGCCAUUGGCCCCACCCCCGAAAACCAUAGGGCUCACUUUAGGGGGCGGGCCCAAGGCGCAUGCGCUGUGGCGGCUCCCAGACGAAGGCCUUGGCAGCUGCAGUACGUACGUUUCUCUACUGUCUACCUCUUUACCCUGGGGUAGUCUGAGGAGGAUGUCAAAUGAGAGAAUUCCCCACUCAAGUCGAACUCAGGAGCAAGACUGUUUACAGAGUCAAUAUGUUGGUGAUAAUGAAGAAAUGCCAAUCAAGCAAGAAAAUGAAGGUGAUGCAGAGAUGGAAGACAGCCUCCUUUCCUGUUCCUCUCCAACUGAGCCAUCCACUUCUGCUGAGAGGUGUCCAUCAGAAGUUGCAAAGAGAAAGCCUGCCUUGCUGCACAUCGACAGACAUCAGAUCCAGGCAGUGGAGCCAAGUGAACAGGCCCUUGAACUGCAGGGAUUGGGUGUGGACGUCUAUGACCAGGACGUGCUGGAGCAAGGUGUGCUUCAGCAGGUGGACAGUGCCAUCCAUGAGGCCAGCCGUGCUGCCCAGCUUGUUGAAGCAGAGAGGGAGUAUCAGUCAGUCCUGGAUGACCUCACGUCAUGUACGACAUCCCUAAGGCAAAUCAAUAAAAUUAUUGAACAACUUAGCCCUCAAGCUGCCACCAACAGAGACAUCAACAGGAAACUAGAUUCUGUAAAACGGCAAAAGUAUAAUAAGGAACAACAGCUAAAGAAAAUCACAGCAAAACAAAAACGUCUCCAGGCCAUCCUUGGAGGAGUGGAAGUAAAAGUUGAAAUAGAUCAUGCCAGUCUGGAGGAGGAGGAUGCAGAAGCAGGGCCAUCCUGUCUCGGCAGCAUGUUCAUGCCUGCUCAGGAGAUUGCUUGGGAAGAACUCAUCCGCACCGGCCAGAUGACACCUUUUGGUACCCAGAUUCCUCAGAAACAGGAGAAAAAGCCUAGAAAACUAAUGCUUAAUGAAGCAUCAGGCUUUGAAAAGUAUUUGGCAGAUCAAGCAAAACUGUCUUUUGAAAGGAAGAAGCAAGCUUGUAAUAAAAGGGCAGCUAGAAAAACUCCAGCCAUGGUCACUUCUGAGUUGAGUCCAAUGGUCAGUGAAAACAAACCAAACAAGAGCAGCAACAUUCUCUCGAAAACAGAUAAGCGCUUGAAAAAACAUAUAAGGAAACUCCAGAAGAGGGCUCUUCAGUUCCAGGGGAAAGUGAAAUUGCUGAAGGGAAAGAGACACUUGGAAUCUGAUGUGAGACCAAAAGAAGAGGGAGACUGUGAGGAUGUAGAGUCCGAGUACUUAGCCACUGAGGAGGAGGAGCGAGAGGAGGCAGCAGGGGUUGACCUGUCUGCAGAAGGCAUUGACUCUGAACUGGGGCCUGUGCUCAAGCGCCAGAAAUGGCAGAAAAGAGUCACAAUCCAAGAGACUGACGAUGACUUUUUUCCAAGUUUUGGGGAAGAAUCUGAAGCUACCAAAGGAGGAGGAGGUCAGAAAGUGGUGAGAUGCCGAGACGAUGGAGAUGAAGAUUAUUAUAAACGGCGGUUAAGGAGGUGGAAUAAACAGAGACUGCAGGACAGAGAUAAGUGUCCGAAGCUUGAAGAUGAUUCUGAGGAAAGUGAUGCUGAAUUUGAUGAAGGUUUUAAAAUACCAGGUUUUCUGUUCAAAAGGCUUUUUAAGUACCAGCAGACAGGUGUUAGGUGGCUGUGGGAAUUGCACUGCCAGCAGGCAGGAGGAAUUCUGGGAGACGAAAUGGGAUUGGGCAAGACCAUCCAGAUAAUUGCCUUCUUGGCAGGUCUGAGCUACAGCAAGAUCAGAACUCGUGGUUCAAAUUACAGAUUUCAGGGUUUGGGUCCGACUAUAAUCGUCUGUCCAACAACAGUAAUGCAUCAGUGGGUGAAGGAAUUUCACACAUGGUGGCCUCCGUUCAGAGUGGCAGUUCUACAUGAAACCGGCUCGUCUACCCACAAAAAGGAGAAACUAAUUCAAGAUAUUGUUCAUUGUCAUGAUUUAAUCACUUCUUACUCCUAUAUCCGAUUGAUGCAAGAUGAUAUUAGUAGGCAUGACUGGCACUACGUGAUCUUGGAUGAAGGACACAAAAUUCGAAAUCCAAAUGCUGCCAUCACUCUUGCUUGCAAACAGUUCCGCACCCCUCAUCGUAUCAUCUUGUCUGGCUCACCAAUGCAAAACCUCCGAGAGCUGUGGUCACUUGACUUUAUCUUCCCAGGAAAGUUAGGCACAUUACCGAUUUAUGGAACAUUCUCGGUCCCCAUCACCAUGGGGGGAUAUUCAAAUGCCUCCCAGUACAGAAUGGAGUUGCUACAGGCAGGAACACCAGGACAUGAAGCUGACCUAAGGGCAGUCCUCACCUUGGUUAAAACUGCUUACAAGUGUGCAUGUGUCUUACGAGAUACCAUAAAUCCAUACCUCCUGCGGAGAAUGAAAUCAGAUGUCAAAAUGAGUCUUUCUUUGCCAGAUAAAAAUGAACAGGUCCUAUUUUGCCGCCUUACAGAUGAGCAACAUAAAGUCUACCAAAAUUUCAUUGAUUCCAAAGAAGUUUACAGAAUUCUCAAUGGAGAGACACAGAUUUUCUCUGGACUUACAGCCCUAAGAAAAAUCUGCAACCACCCUGAUCUCUUUUCUGGAGGCCCCAAGAAUCACAGAGGUAUUUCAGAUGAUGAAAUGGAGGAAGAUCAGUUUGGAUACUGGAAACGUUCUGGGAAAAUGAUAGUUGUUGAAUCCUUGUUGAAGAUAUGGCACAAGCAGGAUCAACGAGUAUUGCUAUUUUCUCAGUCAAGACAGAUGUUGGACUUACUUGAAGUAUUCCUUAGAGCCCAAAAGUAUUCCUAUCUCAAAAUGGAUGGUACUACUACAAUAGCUUCAAGACAACCCCUGAUUACAAGAUUCAAUGAGGAUACAUCCAUAUUUGUGUUUCUUCUGACUACUCGGGUGGGUGGCCUAGGAGUCAACCUGACGGGGGCAAACAGAGUCAUUAUCUAUGAUCCCGACUGGAACCCAAGCACAGACACACAGGCCCGGGAGCGAGCAUGGAGGAUUGGCCAGAAGAAGCAGGUGACGGUGUAUAGGCUUCUGACUGCUGGCACCAUUGAAGAAAAGAUUUACCACCGACAAAUCUUCAAGCAGUUCUUGACAAAUAGAGUGCUAAAGGAUCCAAAGCAACGGCGAUUUUUCAAGUCCAAUGAUCUUUAUGAGCUGUUUAGUCUAACUAGUCCUGAUGCAUCCCAGAGCACUGAAACAAGUGCUAUUUUUGCAGGAACUGGUUCAGAUGUUCAGACACCCAAAUGCCAUUUAAAAAGAAAACUUCAACUGGCCUUUGGAACAGAGCAUAACAUUCCAAUGUGCAAAAAGUUCUCUGAGUCUAACACAUUUGCAAAUGAUGGCACAUCAUCUGAAGAGAAAUCUAUAGCUAUUAGAUCUAAUGGAAAUGCAAUAGCUUCUAAUCAAGGUGAUCCUUUGAGAGAUGCCCCUCAAACAUCUAGGAAUCUAACCAGCAAUAAUAGACUUAGAGAAGAGACAGAUACAGUGUCUCAGCUGGAGGACUCAUCAGUGUUAGAUGGAAAUGGGGAGUGUUCAAAUUCUCCAAGAAUCAGUAAAAUGGACAGAACGUCUGGUGAGGAAAGCAUCGAUGAAAAACAAGGCCUUUCUGAUAAAACAGAAAGCUGCCGGGUUCAAACAGAACCUCUUUGGGAGAAUGAACAAAUGGAAAAUAAUUUUUAUAAGCACAAGUCAAAAACAAAACAUAGUGUGGCAGAAGAAGAGACCCAAGAGAAACUUCUGAGAAUGAAGCAAAAGCCCAAGAACUCUAGGUGUUGCAGAGAUGCCAAGUUUGAAGGAACACGAAUUUCACACCUAGUGAAGAAAAGGCAGUACCAGAAGCAAGACAAUGAAAAUGAGAGUGAGAACAAGGAACAGAGCAAUGAUGAUUAUGUUUUAGAAAAGCUUUUCAAAAAAUCAGUUGGUGUGCACAGUGUCAUGAAACAUGAUGCUAUCAUGGAUGGAGCCAGUCCAGAUUAUGUGCUGGUGGAGGCAGAGGCCAAUCGUGUGGCCCAGGAUGCUCUGAAAGCACUGAGACUCUCUCGUCAGCGGUGUCUGGGAGCAGUGUCUGGUGUGCCCACCUGGACCGGCCACAGGAGGUUUUCUGGUGCACCAGUGGGAAUAAAGAGUAGAUUUGGUCAGAAAAGGAAUUCCAGCUUCUCGGUGCAACAUCUUUCUUCAGCCUCUCCAAAGGAGAAGUGCCAGCAGCAUGAAAAGGAUGGAAAAGAUGAUGUUUCUGAGCAUGUUAGUGGAAAAGUGGAAGAUGCAGAGUCCUCAUCCGGGCCCCUCACUUCAUCUUCACUGCUGGCUAAAAUGAGAGCUAGAAACCACCUGAUUUUGCCAGAGCGGCUAGAAAGUGAAAAUGUGCACCUUCAAGAGACUUCUGUUCCACUGCCCUCCACCACAGAAUAUGAUGACCUCCUGGUGGAAAUGAGGAACUUCAUUGCUUUUCAGGCCCGCGUGGAUGGCCAGGCCAGUACUCAGGAGAUACUGCAGGAGUUUGAAUCCAAGUUAUCAGUUUCACAGUCUUGUGUCUUUCGAGAACUAUUGAGAAACCUCUGCACUUUUCAUAGAACUUCUGGUGGCAAAGGAAUUUAACUCAAGGCAGAGUACUGCUGAUUAAUAUUAAUUUCUAAACUUUUAAUUGACUUUUUCUAAUGAAAUUUUCGAUUAUAAUUAGUAGUCAUCAUGUUUGCCAACAGAGGUUGGCUGCAUUUUAUGUUUACUUUGAGUGAUAGCUAGCUCAUAUUAAAACUUUAAGGAGAAGAAAUUCUUUGAAACUUAAAAGUUUUCAAAAUACUUGGGUUAAUUUUUUUGGUUCUAUGCAUUAUGUUAUAAAAUCAGGGGCCUGUCUGGCUGGGUGGCUAAGUUGUUUGGAGCAUCAUACCAGACACCAAAAGGUUGCCGGUUUUGAUUCCCAGUCAGAGCACAUACUUAGGUUGCAUGUUCGAUCCCUGGUCAGGACGCAUAUGGUAGGCAACUGAUUGAUGUUAUCUUUGAAUCAUUCUAAUUGCCUUUAAACAAUCUUUCUUUUUAGAUGCUGUUAAAUUGGCAGGUAUUUUUGUUAGUAAAGCAUGAAAUAGCUUGGCAAUAAAUAAGACAUGUUUAUAGAAAGUUGUAGUGUACUCAGUCUUAUAUUGACUGUAAUUUAGGAAAAUGAAGUUGGUUA